AUGACCGCCGCCACUUCGAAGGCCGUCGCCUCGGAGGUGCUCCCGCAGGCUAGAGGCGUCCCGGCGGCGUCGUCGUCGCUGCGUGGGGGCUGCGCCGACAGCGGGGGGCGCCUCCGCUUCUCCUUCCGCAGCGUCCUUCGCGCGCGCUUGCAGACGGAUCGAGUCACAGAGAUGGUAUAUUAUGCCGUGCGCGUGUGUGACUCCAUUGCCCUUGACGGUCUUCCUCUUCUCGCCGCAGCGCUCAUCCAUUACGCUGCUGCACGCCUUCCUCUUCUCCCGGCAGCGACAUGGCGGCGAUCAAGAGGCUCACCGACGACCUCCUCCUCGAGACCCUCUCCCGCGUGCCCGCCAAAUCGCGCCGCCUUUUCAAGUGCCCCUCCAGCCCCUCCAACCACUGGCACCGCCUCAUCGAUCACCACCGCGGCCACCGCUGGGACUAAGCUCUCCGAGCCCUUGGCCGGCUUUUUCUACAACACCGAAAGCGAGGAGCGCUUCCCGAGAUCAGCUCUCCACUUCGUCAAUAUCUCCGGGAGCGAGGGCGAGGACCCUUUCAUCUACCCCUCCUUCGCCUUCCUGCCCGACCGCCGGCGCCUCCAUCUCCUCGACUGCUGCAACGGCCUCAUCCUCUGCCAAUGGUACGACAUCUCCACCACCCGAGACGACGAGUUCAGAUACGUCGUGUGCAAUCCCGCCACGGAGGAGUGGGUGGCGUUGCCAGACCGCGGCCAGGCCGGCGACGGCGAGGUGGGCACGGCGUGUUUAGGUUUCGAUCCGGCCGCGUCUCCCCACUUUCAUGUGUUUGUGUUCUUGCUGGACGAAUCCGGCUUCAUCAGCGGAGUCGAUGUGUACUCGUCUGAGACCCGUCAAUGGAUUCACAAGGAGAAGAGAUGGGACGUAAAUGUUAGGCUCGCCGAUCCUCAGCUAGCGACUGUCUUUCUUGAUGGUUAUCUGUAUCUUCGCACCAUCUGCGGUGACGAGCGCCCUCGUAUAUCUGCCGUGGACACGAAGGGAGAAACGUGGUCCAACUUUGAUACGCCUUGUGGCCUGUGGCGUUGUGAUGUGUUUCUUGGUCUUAUUCAGCAGUCGCAGGGGCGCUUACAUUAUGCUUGUUUUAACAAUGGAGAAGAUGACGAAGAAGAAACUCAACUGCAAGUUUACAGUCUGGAGGAUCAUGCCAAAAAAGAAUGGAUACUGAAGCAUAGACUUGACGUUUCGGAUACAGACGCGUUUGGAUCAGGGCCCUUUGAGGGGGAAUUUGAUUGGAUUGCCAUGCAUCCUGAAGGUAACCUGAUGUUCUUCGUUGAGGGCUCGGAUAAUAUGUUAACGUGUUAUAGUAUGGAUGACGAGGAAUCCACCGAGCUCCGUGAACUUCGAGAGGCCCAGCCACCAUAUCUGCCAUAUGUGCCCUUGUACUCAGAGUUAGAAUCUUUGCGCAUGUGAUGUCAAGAUGAGAUCGACUUUAUGUGAGGUGGAUCUUCGAUAGGAGCCAGUCUUUGGUGUGUUUGCUUGAACUUGGUUCUCAGCUUUUCUAAUUGGAGCGCCCUAAUGUCACUAUGUCAGCAUGCUUUUAAGUUUGGUGCAAUGAUGGAUCUGUAUGGAUCAUGGAGAGAAGCUUUGGGUUGGCUUAUCUUAGACUAGUUAUUCAAAUUUACACUAGACGUUUUUCUUGUCUGUUUGGCUCAAGGUA
Molecule: messenger RNA, 1687 nt
Organism: Lolium perenne
Lineage: Eukaryota; Viridiplantae; Streptophyta; Magnoliopsida; Poales; Poaceae
Source: RefSeq, a predicted model, not a curated record